CUCUACUUCCGUUCCAAGUAACUGGCUGCCAGGAAAUUCAGAUAUAUUUGAGAGAAGGAUUGAGUGAAAGCUCGCCCAAAUGUGGAAUUAAAGUGCUCAGAGCAACAGCCCCAAAUGAGCUCGACGUCGCUAAUCGGCCUGUUCGAAGACUACGACAGGAACGGGAGCUGGGGAAUCGAAUACGAGAGGAUACGCAAUGAAUCUGCCCUGAACAGAGAGUUUGAGUUCACAGCCAAGCAUGCCAGGAACCCAGAGAAUAGGAAUAGAAACAGAUACAGAGACGUUAGUCCUUAUGAUCACAGUCGAGUUGUUCUCAAAUCGGGCACCAACGACUACAUCAACGCUAGCCUCGUAGAGGCACCUCAGGCAAACAGGCGGUAUAUACUGACACAGGGUCCACUCCCAAACACCUCAGGUCACUUCUGGCAGAUGGUCUGGGAACAAAACUCCAAGGCCGUCCUUAUGCUGAACAGGGUCAUUGAAAAGGGGACCGUAAAAUGCAGCCAAUAUUUUCCAAUAGGCGAGGAACAAGGCGGCCAAGACGCCAUGAUCUUCAAUGACGUGAACAUCAAAGUGACGUACUGUGGGGAGCAGAGAGCCUCCUACUACACUGUCAGAACGCUGGAGAUUGAACACCUCAUUGAAGGAGCAGUACGGCAGGUCCUUCAGUUUCACUAUACAACGUGGCCCGACUUUGGUGUCCCACAAUCCUCUGCUGCCUUCCUCAACUUUCUUAUCGCAGUUCGCCAGUCUGGGGCCUUGGAGGCAGACGUCGGCCCAGCAGUGAUACACUGUAGUGCUGGGAUUGGACGAUCUGGAACAUUCUGUCUUGUGGACACCUGCUUAGUGCUGAUUGAACAAAGUCGGGACCCAGACAGCGUAGAUGUCCGGUCAGUCUUGCUGGACAUGAGGAAAUACAGAAUGGGCCUCAUCCAGACGGCUGACCAGUUACGCUUCAGCUACAUGGCCAUCAUCGAAGGCGCCAGGAGGAUAAUGGAGGGAACGUUGUACACAAUGUUUGAGGAGGAAUUUGCAGAGCUGAGUCAGGGUUCCGUAUCUGACGAUGACACUCCGCCAGCCCCUCCCAGGCGGCACAGCAGUCUGUCUGCUCAACUUAAAGAGGAUAUAACCCUGAACGGCAGCUACCACUCAGAAGGACUGAUAGCAGACCAAGGCUGGGAAGACAGCGACAGUGAUGACGAGCCUCCGCCACUCCCGCCGCGCAGAAUACGCCCUGUUGAAGAGGCCAAUGCUGUCAGUUCACCAUCCAGUGAGAAAGAAGAUGAACAUUUUCAGAAUACUGGGAUGGAAAAGAAGUCCGAUCCCACAGGAGAUGCUCCUGCAGAGAUCAGACGCAGAAAGAGAGAAGAAAGACUGAAAAGCACUGCAGACCAGAUAGAGCGCAUGAAAAGGAAGCAGCGAGAACACGAACUCAGAAAACAGAGGAGAUCUUGGCUCAAACCCAUAUGUAUUGGCCUAGUGGCCCUUGCAGGGGGAUACCUCCUCUACAGAUACUUCAUUGGCUAUUGACUGCCAGGUUGACAAAUUAUAGGAUGGAGGUUUAAAGCUGGCACUGGUUGGCUGAACGUAAUAGAUCUGGAACAUAUAUAGAAUUUUUAAUGCUUGUUUUAUAUGGUAUGAGUAAAUCUAAUUUCUGGUUCACGUACUCAAAAGUAUAAAAUGAAGAGUGUCAAACUGUGAACUUUGUAAUGAUAAGAUGCUGUAAAGUACUCUAUUUUUAGAUAGGUGGAACCAAGGCUGUUGAUGGUUCUUGCCAGUAUUGAGAAUUGCCAUAUGCUGACCUGGGCCCCAUAACUCAAAAGCAUCGCGUAUUGCGAAUAGCGAUAUCACAUAGAGGCUACAAUGUAUUAUAAGGGGCGAGUUGUGGAAUCGAGACGCUUGCGCUUGGUAGCAAUACGCGAUGCUUUCGAGUUACAGGGCCCUGGAACUCCCACCUCCUUCCUCUCUCCCCUCAUUUCUUUCUGACAUACCAUCAGGAGAACAACAGGAGAAAAUCAUAGAGUGACAACAAUUUUAUAUCUUAGCAUAUAAAACCAAGAUAGUUGUCUUUUGCUCUUAUCCAUAUAUGGCCUAGAAGCCAUUGGCAAAUAUAUGCUGAAAAUGAGACUACCUUUUUUUCUUUUUUUUUUUUUUUUUUUUACAAUUUUAAUUCUAGAUUUGUAUAUUGUAUACCCAUAUACCCACAACCAUUUAAAAAACUGUGAAGUGUUUGUGGUGACAUUAAUGGCAUUGAAUAUGUAGAGGUCAGUCAGUCACUUCACAACUGCUACUUACUUGUCCAGUUUUUACCUCACAAGGUAUGGUGAUAUUUGUGCACCUUAUAUAGCUCAUACAGGUGUGAUGUUGUCCUUGCACACCUGAGAACAGCCAGAAAAUGUUGUAUUCACUGGGAAUGUUGAAUGAAAUUGAAAGAGAUAGUGAGAAAUUAUGGAAAUCAUGGAGGAAUUGCCCCUAG
Lingula anatina is the source of this 2476-nucleotide messenger RNA. RefSeq names its product tyrosine-protein phosphatase non-receptor type 2. Gene Ontology annotation, biological process: negative regulation of ERK1 and ERK2 cascade; negative regulation of receptor signaling pathway via JAK-STAT; peptidyl-tyrosine dephosphorylation. Gene Ontology annotation, molecular function: protein kinase binding; non-membrane spanning protein tyrosine phosphatase activity. Lineage: Eukaryota; Metazoa; Brachiopoda; Lingulata; Lingulida; Lingulidae. The record is from RefSeq and is a predicted model, not a curated record. Gene Ontology annotation, cellular component: cytoplasm; nucleus.